CACAGUGGAUAUAUUCUGCACACUGACUGGAUGCAGAGGACAGAAAACAGACAUCAGCAUACAGAAGUCAUUCAGGUUGUGGUCCUGCAGCUUUCAAAGUCUAUGAAGAAUGGAGGAACAGUACAGCAACAACAUGUUACAGAACAACAGCUCUCAUGGUAGGGAUGUAUUUGAGCUACCGAUUCGACUACGUAUUGAGUGUUGGAUCGUCAUCGUCAUCGGUCUUCCUUUGAUCAUACUGGCCAUCUACUAUCUAUAUUCUCUGGUACGUCAUAAUCACAUUGCUCCAAUCUACGUCAUCAACCUCCUCAUCUCUGACCUUAUUCAGCUCUGUUGCAUGGCCACAAUGUUGGGAAAACCCAAGCUUGAUUGGGUCAACAUCAUCGUGUCAAUUCACCUCAUUGGUGUAAUGGCCAGUGUCGGCUUCAUGGUCUGUAUUUCCCUGGAAAGGUAUUUGCUCAUCGCCUGGCCUCUGUGGUACCGCUCCAGACGGACCAUAAAGAGUUCAUUGGUGGUCUGUGUUGUGGUCUGGGUCUUAACUUUGGUCGUCAACUGUUCUGUCCUAUUCAUUGCCAGUGAACUCACGCCCAUUGGAAUAAUCCUCCUCCUCCCCUUCCCCGUGCUCAUCUUCUCUGUGGUUGGGAUCUUUAAAGGCCUGUCUGCUGCCAUCUCGGUCUCCUCCGAGGAAAAACAACGAAUUGUUGGAGCAACAAUUCUGGUGUUGCUUAAUUACACACUGCUGUUUCUGCCUUUCAUAAUUGGUACCAUAACACCAAAUUUUAUUACGACUAACCCUUUGGCAUUCAUCUUCUUCAAUCCUCUUGGAGACUUGGUUCUGUAUGUUUUCAUGAGAAAAGGGGCUGUAGACAAGAUUUUAGCCUCUGUGUGUUGUUGCAGGAUGGAAACACAGCAGCAGAUCAUUGCUGUAAAUGAUGAUAGCAUGAGGACAGUCAGCUCUGUGUAGGGAGAGAAAGUUAUCAGAGUAAAGGAAGGAAGAAAUUCAGACAGUCAAUUUAAAAGAAAAAGUUUCUGUAGAAGCUCUGCCUCUUAGAAUUUAAGCUCAUAUACUCAUUUGCAACAGCAAAUGUUGUGUUUUAUGGUUAUAUGUAGGCAUGUUGUUUAUAUGAUAAUUCCAGUUUAUUUCAUUAUUGCAUAUUUCCCAUAAAUGUGGU
Molecule: messenger RNA, 1172 nt
Organism: Scomber scombrus (Atlantic mackerel)
Lineage: Eukaryota; Metazoa; Chordata; Actinopteri; Scombriformes; Scombridae
Product: G-protein coupled receptor 4-like
Exons: 4
Coding region: 110-964 (284 amino acids)
Biological process (GO): positive regulation of Rho protein signal transduction; phospholipase C-activating G protein-coupled receptor signaling pathway
Cellular component (GO): membrane
Molecular function (GO): G protein-coupled receptor activity
Source: RefSeq, a predicted model, not a curated record